AUGUACCCUCAUCAUAUUCCUCAGCCUCAGCUGAAUUUACUAGACCCUACUCUCGGUGUUAUUUCCGGGUCAUGCUCGCUGACCCUGGAAUCCCACUAUAAUCUCAUACGUAUAAAUAAUUCCUUAUUGACAACACUCACGAACAUCCUCACAACCAUUCUCACAACCAUCUUCACAACCGUUCUCACGAACCUUGUCAAAAACAUCAAAUAUACUUUCACAACUUUCAACAUCAUGCGAUUCAACAUUCUGCCAAUGAUCGCUAUCGUGGCAACUUUACCAAGCAUUUCUCUAUCUGCGCCUACUGAUUCUGUUGGCGUUCUUCCCCGCGACAACACUGCUGCUAUAAUUGGCACCUGGGAUGACCAGAAAUGUGGCAUCUCGAAAGUAGAUGACAGCGUCGCUGUCCCUGAUGAUCGCCCCACCGGUGCUUGCAAGGAGUUGCGUGGGAACAGUAUGCAGGUCUUCUGGGUCAAGAAGGGGUGCGUAGGUACGUAUACUGACCCGCUUCCAAAGUGCCGCAAAUGA
Bipolaris oryzae ATCC 44560 is the source of this 528-nucleotide messenger RNA. RefSeq lists its product as uncharacterized. Lineage: Eukaryota; Fungi; Ascomycota; Dothideomycetes; Pleosporales; Pleosporaceae. The record is from RefSeq and is a predicted model, not a curated record. Bases 1 to 528 code for a protein of 175 amino acids. The transcript has a single exon.